UGGGACGGCCGGUAGGGUCCCCGCGGUGCGCCGGCCGCCCGGGGGUCACCGUGCCCGGCGGUGGCACCGGGCGGGACACGGGGGUCCCGGGGACACACGUGCGGCAGGUGGGUGUGCGUGGGCGGGCGCGUGGCUCCGCCGAGGCUCCGGUGAGCCCCCCGAGGCGGGGGGACCCCUCUUCACCGGGGCCAUGCUGGGGGGUCCCGAGAGGGGUGCGGGGCGCCUGCGAAUCUGCGAGCGGACCAAGCUGGUGCUGGUGGAGAUCGACACGGUGGCGUGUUGCAGCGCGGGCACCGGCAUGGCCGCGGGGUGCCGGCCCGAGCCCCCCUGGACCUACCGCCGCAUCGCCGGGGAGUACGCGUACCUGGAGAAGCGCUUUGUGGCCGAGCUGGCCCCGCCCUGGCCCCCGGUGCCCCCCACUCCCCCCUGUCGCCUGCAGGACUUCGCCGCYCGGCCCCGGGUGCCCCCCAACCCCUGCCCCCCACGACAGCCCGAAGGGACGGGGGGCAGUGGGCCCUGGAGGGGGCUCCCYGUGCCUGCACCCCGGCCCUCAGUGUCGGGGGACAAGCUGGUCCCUCCCACCUACGAGGUCCACAUGCAGCGGGUGCAGGCGGCCCACGCCCGCCGCGGGGGACCCCCACCUUACAUCUCCCCCCCUGCYUACGACGGUCCCCACCGCACCCUGCAGCUCCGCCCCCUGCGAGGACCCCGCAGCCCCCCGCCGGCAUCCCGRACCCGGGCCGCCGUACCGGGGGGCUGGUGGAGCCACACGCUGCCCCGGGCGGCCACCGAGGCCAAGCACCGCUGGCCCCGCGGGAUGCAGCCGUCCCCGGCGGGGCCCGGCACCCCCCGGCACUGCCAGACGCUGCCACGGGCUGCGGCCGGCCGGGAGCGGGUGCCGGGACGCGGGAGGGGACGGCGGGGGACGGGGGGACACGUCCUCAUUGAYGCCACCCGCGUGGUGGUCCGAGCCCAGUACGUGCCGCCCCCGCAGCGCCAGCAGGUCCGCUAUGCCAGGGGGUCCCCGGGGCCCGACACCCCUCCUCGCAGCCCUUCCGUGCCCCCCGGCGUUGUCAGCCCCUCCGCCGCGCCCUCGCCUUCCCGGGAGCCUGCCGGCAGCCCCCGCAGCCCGUGGCGGAGCCCGGGGGGCUGCAGGGGUCCCCGGGGGCGGCCCCCGCCGCGGCGGCCGGUGCUGUACGCUCAGGCGCUCCGCGAAGCCGUGUCCCGCAUCCGCCGGCACACGGCGCCCGACUCCGACUCGGAGGCCGAGGGGAGCGUGGGGGGGUCCCGGCAGCGGCUCUGCCGAGACCCCCGCGCCUACAGCAGCAGCAGCAGCAGCCUGGAGAGCACCGGGGCACCCCCGGGUCCCGCCAGCCCCACCCCCGCCUGAGGAAUGGGGCUCGCCGGGGUGUGGCACGUCUG
Molecule: messenger RNA, 1422 nt
Organism: Malurus melanocephalus (red-backed fairy wren)
Lineage: Eukaryota; Metazoa; Chordata; Aves; Passeriformes; Maluridae
Gene: DDN
Product: dendrin
Exons: 2
Coding region: 191-1390 (399 amino acids)
Source: RefSeq, a predicted model, not a curated record